AUGAACGCCGCGUCACAGGGUGAAAAGGCCCUUGCCGAUUCGAAUGCUCCUCUCGCGAUUCAACACUUUACCCGUGCCCUGACUGAGCUGCCCCGCGCCCCAAAAUACUACAUCCACCGCUCUACCGCCUACUCACGUCUGAAGCCCGCCGAUGGUGGCCCCAACCGCGUUGCUGCACUGCGCGAUGCCGAGAUCGCAGUUUUUCUCGCCCGUGAGCGUGGUAAUCGGGAGCUUAUUCUGUCCGCCCAGAUGCGACGGGGCAUAAUCCUGUUCCAGUUGGAGCGGUACGGUGAUGCCCACUUCAUCUUUGAGAAAAUCGAAGCCAAGGCAGGCACAGGCCAGCCCGUUGACAAAUCCGAGGGACUCAAAAACGCGAUGGCCGGUGGAUGGACCAAAAAAGACGGAUAUAGUGCUGAGUUGCCUAUUUGGAUGGCGAAGGUUCGCCGCAAGCUGAGUGAGCUGAGUGAAGCCGAGAGUAAUGAGAAGAUCGCGGUUACGGUUCUUGAGUAUCCCGAUGUUCGCGUUCCAACUGAGAAGGAAUUGAAGGCCGAAUGGGAGAGACUCAAGUCUGGGAAAUCGGUUACUGAGGGGUCUUCGCCUGUCCAGCCUGCUGCUGGGGUUGCAACUUCGCCUGCGGAGUCCAAGGUGGAUGUCGCAGAGCAAAAGUCGACCUCUACUCCAGUUGUUUCGGAGAAGGUCCGCCAUGAAUGGUACCAAUCAACUACUUCAGUUGUCGUAACACUUUAUGUGAAGAAUGUACCCAAGGACCAAGUCCAGACUGAGCUGAAUGAUGACUCGGUAUCUCUUGAAUUCCCUCUUCCGUCUGGCUCUGCAUACGAUUUUACCCUUGAUCCCCUCUACGCACCAAUUAACACAUCGACCUCGAAAGUCACUGUCAUGGGCACAAAAAUCGAAAUCGUUCUGGAGAAGAAAACCCCGGGCCAAAAGUGGAGUGCCCUUGAAGCACUUGCUGGCGCCGCAAAAAUCUCAGACCGACCCUCGGCAUCCACUGCGCCGCCGGCUUCUGCGCCUGCCUAUCCGACCUCAUCUCGCCAUGGUACAAAGGACUGGGACAAGGUUGCAACAUCACUUACCGCCAAGAAGCCUAAGGAGAAUAAACCAAAAGGUGAGGAGAAAAAGGGCAGUGGUGAUGACUCUGAUGCUGAAUCUGUCGACUCGGAAUUCGGUGGUGAUGCCGUGGAUGGGUUCUUUAAGAAGCUCUAUGCUGGUGCUGAUCCGGACACUCGUCGUGCUAUGAUGAAGAGCUACGUCGAGAGUAACGGUACAUCGUUGAGCACCAACUGGAAUGAGGUUGGUACCAAGACGAUGGAACCCCAUCCUCCGAAAUAA
This is a messenger RNA of Penicillium odoratum, 1350 nucleotides long. Its product is annotated as co-chaperone SGT1. Bases 1 to 1350 code for a protein of 449 amino acids. Gene Ontology annotation, biological process: protein stabilization. Gene Ontology annotation, molecular function: protein-folding chaperone binding. NCBI's taxonomy places the organism in Eukaryota, Fungi, Ascomycota, Eurotiomycetes, Eurotiales, Aspergillaceae. The transcript is spliced from 2 exons. The record is from RefSeq and is a predicted model, not a curated record.